This is a messenger RNA of Schistosoma rodhaini, 4866 nucleotides long. Lineage: Eukaryota; Metazoa; Platyhelminthes; Trematoda; Strigeidida; Schistosomatidae. The record is from the annotation of a GenBank genome assembly.
GAAAUUUGUUUAAGCUGUUCAGCAUAUGUCACCACUGAGUUCCAGCGCUCAAUUCUUAUCAAGGCCACUUUGUAUGCUUUACCUGCCGUUAAGAUAAUAGCUUCGCUUAUCUUUAUGACCUGGUUUUAAUGAUCACAGUGUUUUGUGUGAUGAAGUAGUCUAUUACUAUGUCGUCACGACGUGAUUCUUGUUUAAGACUUAGUAAACCUUGUUUCUGUGAAUUGUCAAACAUACCUCACCAUUCUUGGAAAAACUUAUGCAAUAUUGAAGGUGGCCCUAUUGGACGUGGGUUUGCUGGUAAAGUUUACAAAAUUACUACUAGUAACAUGGAGCUACUGGAUCCUUUGAUAGCAAAAAAGUCCCAACUCGCAGCAACAGUGUAUUCGGAUAUUACUUAUGUUGAACCUGGAGAAUACUUGGCUUGCAAGGUGAUCCGUAGAUUUCGUGGAGGAAAGGAUACUAUUUCUAAAAUUACCUCUGAAGUUCAAGCUAUGGUCAGUUUGCAAAGAGAUCAUCUUAAUACUUAUCAUAAUUCUGUGUAUAAUAAGCCAUCUGAAAAGCCUUCCAAAAUUUGUAACAAUCGACUUCCUCCUAAAUCAGCCUCACCUACACUGUUUGCAGUUUAUAAAGACUCAAUGGAAGUUGCCAUUAUCAUGGAGUACGCUAGUGGUGGAUCUUUAUACGACUUGUGUAGAUCUGCUUAUCUGUGUGAUUUUGCUGCAAGUUCAACCGGUUCUCCUUGCGGAGAUUUAUCCGUUCGUAAUUCUGGUGUUUCUAAUCCACACACAACAAUCCCACAGUCGAAACAUCCUGGUUCAUUUGAUGGAUUGCCUGAAUCAUAUAUUCGUCAACUACUAACCAGCAUCCUUGAAGCUUUGGUCUACAUGCAUGAUACUCUUAGAAUGGUUCACUUAGAUGUUAAAGCUGAAAAUCUUUUACUGCGUCAACCCUAUCCAUCUACUGAUGUAUUUUUCACAGAUUUCGGUUUAGCGACCAUAUUAACUGAAGGUAAACAACAUCGAGAGCUUGCAGGAACUCCUGAUUAUGUUGCACCGGAAAUUAUUAACUAUGAUCCUAUCACAUUUGCUACAGAUAUGUGGUCUGUUGGAGUUCUUACAUAUUAUCUACUUACUGGAAUCUCUCCAUUUCUUGGUGAAGAUAAAUAUAUCACAAUGCAAAAUAUUACUCAUGGUACAAUUACGUAUCCUGAUUCCCUUUUUAAUAAUCGUUCACCCGAUUCAAUUGACUUUAUUCAGCGCCUUCUUCAACGUUCACCGACACAACGUAUGUCUGCCAAAGAAUGUCUCAAUCAUCCUUGGCUCCUCCAAUCAUUCAAUCAACCAAUCAUAAUCGAAACAGAAAUUAACCAUCAAUCAUCAGAAACCACAUUGUAUAAUAACGAGAAUAGUAUUAGUGAUGAUAAUAACGUGAAAUACGCUAUUGAAUUAUUCCAUAUAGAUCCAAUCGUUGAAAUUGUUAAUGAAUUUAUGUCACCAGUUUGUUUAACCCAAUUUAUAGUACAAUCUCCUGUAUAUAUUGUUCCAUAUGUAGAUGUUGUUAGUCAAACAAAUUUUGUCAAACUAUUGCCUUCACUAAAAUUAUGUGUUGAUUAUCUUCCUGUUGUCAACUCAGCAUUAUCUACACAAUUUACCCCUUCAAUAAACAACCACCCAUCAUCAUCCGAACAGUCUAUUAGAAAGAUAUCCAAAAAAUUAAUCAAUGGACAUUUCAAUCUACUUGAUAGUCUGUCCGAGUUAACCAAAAUUUGUUCGAUUGAUUCGGACAAUGACAAUCGUUAUGUUGAUACUGAAAGGGGUUAUCAGUUGAUGAAUAGGCAUCUCAUGGAUAUACAUGAUAAAUCAAGAUCAUUAACCAGUUAUUAUAAACCAUCCAUCAACAGCUUGUGGAAUUCUAACUUAGUUGAGUAUAAUGGUGGGGAAAAAAACAAGUCUAGUGAAAAUUAUGUAUCAAUUAGUGUAUUUAUUUCAAAUUAUUUACAAGAAUAUCAAUUAUUCUUAAUGUUUUGCGACUUAAAUUAUGAUAAAUUACUUCAUCGUGAUUUUUAUUUUUUUGAAUCUGACAAUACUACUAAUAUUGUUGGUAGUAGUUGUAGUAGUAUCAAAAAGACUAUUGUUACAAAUGCUGAAUUAUUUGUAAAUUUUCCAUUAUCGAGCAAAAUGUACCACCCGAAGCAACAACAACGACAACCCAAUGAAAUAAUGCAGAGUAUAAUGAUCGGACAUGAUGAAACGAAGAAAGAAUUAAUUAAAAUAUCUAAAUAUACUACUGAUAUAAUGCCGAAAGUCAAUGAAAUUAUUCCGAAAAAAUUUGUAAAUUCACAUAUUUCUACAAUUCGUAUUGAAUUAAAUUCGUCAAUAUCAGAAAAAUUUAAACGAAUGAAUUCCUCAGAUGAUAAUUAUAAUUUUAAUCAUACGAGAGACUAUUUGUCCUAUGACUUUUGUAAGUUUUAUGGUAUUUUUAAAGUAUAAUUUAAUUAUAAAAAGAGGGUGAAUGGUUUUUAAUAAAUAGUAAAAUGAAUCUGGCGUAAACAUUCAAUGGAAAAAUGACUGUGCUACCUAUUAAUUAUUUUAAUCAAUUAGUCACUUACGCCUGUCACUCCCAAUGGAGCAUAGGCCGCCGACCAGCAUUCUCCAACCCACUCUGUCCUGGGCCUUCCUUUCUAGUUCUUUCUAGUUUUUUUCAUUCUUCUCAUGUCUGUCUCUAUUUCUCGGCGUAAUGUGUUCAUUGAUCUUCUUCUUUUCCUUUGGCCUUUAGGAUUCCGUGUGAGGACUUGUCUUGUGAUGUAGUUGGAUGAUUUCCUCAGUGUGUGUCCUAUCUUCUUCCAGCUCUUCUUUCUGAUUUCUUCCUCCACUGGGAUCUGGCUUGUUGUCUCCCACAGUAGAAUGUUGCUGAUAGUGUCUGGCCAUCGGAGUAUUUUGCGUAGGCAACUGUUAAUAAACACUUGUAUCUUCUGAAUAAUGGCUUUCGUAGUUCUCCACAUCUCUGCCCCAUAUAGUAGAACCGUCUUGACUCAAUUCGUAAACAAAUAUUUCGUUACGAAAAUAGGAAAUAUUGAAUUUCAUCUUUGUAGGAACUAAUGCUCCCAAGAUCACAGGUAUAUUUUGCUGACGAAAGCCAAAUAACAUGAAACCUAGGUCAAAUAGAGUGCACUGUUUACUACCUUCAACCAGUGAUGUUUAAAUCUGCCUCACUAAACUUUACAAUGAACUGCGCUAUUCAGGUCUCAACUAAUCUAUAAGUCUGAGAUAGAUCUUCAAUGUUUACCCUCGCAUUAUUACAUCCAAAGUCAGCAUUACGCUGUUGUUUAGACUAAAUCUUUUAACAACUGUAUGAUUUAUUUAAUUUUCAAGCUCAAUGUCAUUACUUAUUACCGCCUAUAAAGAUGUAUUUCGAUUUCUAAUUCUGUGACAUUCAAUCUAGAUGUCAAAAAUACUUAAGUCUUAGUGUUUAAAUAAUAUUCGUUUAUUAUUAUCUGAAUCUGUUAGAACAUCUCUUAACUCCUAAGAUGCUUUGAGAUGCAUAUUUUUUAUUGAAAAGUAUAAAAUUGUUAUCUCAUCAGUGUUAUUCACUUGAAGCAAUUGUGUAUGAACUGGUUUGUAUGAAAGGUAACAAGUUAGAUUGUAUAUUUCGACAUCUUUCCGUCGUAAUUUAAUAUAAAUAACAGUGUAAAAAUGUAAUACAAAGAUGAAUGUAUGAAUCUGUAACCAAUAGAUGUGUUAUAUUGUUGUUCAGUGCUGUUUAUGGUUUAUAAAGAUGAAAACCAGUUCCUACAUGACUCAGUAGGUAUAGUAAUGAAUUAGUCGUUUUAAAAUGAGUGAACAUUUACUGAUUAUACAAAGUUCUGUAUAAGUUAGACAUUCAGUAUAUAUCGAAAGUAUAAAAUUGAUUUUAUUCAUUUAUAGCGAUUCAAUAUUCUCUUCCUUCCUAUUCUAUAUCCUUAUAUACAACCUUUCUUUUAUAUAUUACCACAACUAAAUUAACUACUUCUAUGAAUUCGGUGUUUAUUUUGUUGUGCUAAUGAGAUAUGGCAACUUGAACCGAUGCAUAUAUGUGUCUGGUUCUACGUUGUAGCUGACUGAAUGACUGAACUUUGAUUAGACUUACAUGAGAAAUGCAUGAAAUGUAAUAUGUUUCGCAUGAGUUUUAUUAGUGUUCACUACUUAUAAGUAUGUCAUUCGAUAUUAUUUUGUUUAAGUAAAAUCUUGGCUAAUAUUCUAUGUGUAAUAUAGCAUAAUGCAUGUUUUGGAAUUGUAUUUUUGUUUCUAAUGUCAUACACAUCAAUGGUAUUUUAUUUGCUUGUUUUUAUUGACAUGGGAUGUUUUUAAAAAUGAUUCAGGUUGAAGUUUAAAUCACUAAUUGACUUAAGCUAGACAACUAUUGGAAAAAUAAGAAACAUUUCACCGCUUUUUCAUUUUAUUAUGUGGCUCUUCAGUAGUGCGCGUUCAUAACUUCUUAUCUUCUCAGUGAACAUACCGUUAAGUUGUGCAAUUGUUUAUAUUUUUAAAAUUUUUUAUCCAAUUAGCGAUAUGUAUAGCGUUAGUUGCUAUGUUAAGCCCACAUAGCUUAUUCUGGCUUCUGAACCAGCCAAUUUAUUCAUUCUUCUUGAGUCAUAUUUCGAUUUUGUUAAUUUUUUCACUUAUCAAUCCUGACUGUUUUUAUAUGAGCGUAUUUGUGUACAUUUAUUCUAUUCAACACACACCCAUUUUUAUCUGACUAUAAAUAUUGAUUAACGCUCGAUUAAAAUGAGUGGGCUCACUGGCCUUCUACAUUGCGCAUCAUUUCUCUUCGUCCCUCUGAUUGUCUGUACAAAUCAAUAAGUGUACAAAAUAUAUGUAUUCGAAAUCG